This is a messenger RNA of Melanaphis sacchari, 1559 nucleotides long. RefSeq names its product probable ATP-dependent RNA helicase DDX49 (gene Dbp45A). Gene Ontology annotation, molecular function: ATP binding; nucleic acid binding; RNA helicase activity. The record is from RefSeq and is a predicted model, not a curated record. The transcript has 7 exons. NCBI's taxonomy places the organism in Eukaryota, Metazoa, Arthropoda, Insecta, Hemiptera, Aphididae. Bases 128 to 1543 code for a protein of 471 amino acids.
UUUACUGAUUACAUUUUUCAGAUGUUAGAGUACACUGCACGUGCUCAUAAUGAUUAAUGAGGUCUAUAGAAAUUAGAAGUGUAAAGAUAUAAUUCAUUAUUAAAUUUUAAACAUUUCAUUGUUAAUCAUGAAUUUUCAAAACUUAAAUUUAUCAAAAUACUUGUGCGAUCAGCUUAAUGCGGUUGGCGUCAAAUCACCAACUGAAAUUCAAAAAAAUUGUAUACCAAAAAUAUUAGAUGGAAUUGACUGUAUAGGUUGUGCUAAAACUGGAAGUGGUAAAACAUUAGCUUUUGCUUUACCUAUUCUUCAAAAACUUUGGGAAGAUCCUUAUGGAAUAUUUGCUCUUAUUCUUACACCUACUAGAGAAUUAGCUUAUCAAAUUGCAGAUCAAUUUGCUGUAAUUGGUAAACCUAAGAAUCUUAGACAUUGUGUAGUUACAGGUGGAAUGGAAAUGAUAGUCCAAGCACGAGAAUUAUCAAAAAAACCUCAUAUAGUGGUUGCAACACCUGGAAGACUUGCCGAUCAUUUGGAAAGCUGUGAUACAUUUUCAUUGAAACGUAUUAAAUUUCUAGUAUUAGAUGAAGCAGAUAGAUUAUUAGGUGGUAAAUUUGAUAAACAAAUUACUACUAUUUUUAGCGCUCUUCCGAAAGAUAGACAAACUUUAUUAUUUAGUGCCACCAUGACUGAUACUCUCGAAAAAGUGAAAAUGAUUACAAAAAAAAAUACUUAUGUGUAUGAAUCAACUGCUGAAGUGAAAACAGUUGAUGAACUGGAACAAUUUUAUGUGCUUUGUCCAUAUAAUGUAAAGGAUGGAUAUUUAGUAGAAAUAGUUAGAAAUUUCCGUGAAAAAGAUGAAAAAGGACUGAUUAUGAUAUUCACUGAUACAUGCAAAAACUGCCAGUUGUUGCAUAUGACAUUAAAUGAAGUUGGAUUUGACACAGUAUCACUUCAUGCAAUGAUUUCUCAACGUCAAAGAUUAGCUGGACUAGCAAAAUUCAAAUCUCAUGUUUCCAAAAUUUUAAUUGCCACUGAUGUUGCCAGUCGUGGUCUUGAUAUUCCUGCAGUGUCAUUAGUAAUAAACCAUGUAAUACCAAAUAAUGCUACUGAUUACGUUCAUAGAGUUGGAAGAACUGCAAGAGCAGGUAGACAAGGCCGUGCUGUAUCUAUUGUUACUCAACAUGAUAUAAAAUUAGUAAAAGCGAUUGAACAGAAAAUUAAUAUUCGAUUAAAAGAAUAUGACGUCUCAGGACUACAUGUUGCCAAAAUUUUAACACAAGUACAUGUUACAAAAAGAGAAGCGCAGAUAAAAUUAGAUGAAACUGAUUUUGAUGAACGACGGUUAAUUAACAAAAGAAAAAAAUUAAUUAAUGAAGGUAAAGAUCCUGAUGAAGUAGAACAAGAAAUCAAACGCAAGAGAAAAGAAAAAAAUCGACAACGAUAUGAAAGAAAAAAUUUAAUUUAUAAAAAUUGUGACAGAAAUAGUAUUAAUAGUGAACAAGAUAUAGAUGAUCAUAUUGAAAAUGUUGAAGAAAAAUGUGAAUAAAUAUAAUUUAUUAUUA